AUCUCUAGAAUGCAAUUAAAUGUACACUUCAUACCCUGUAUAGUUAUUUAUACAGGCAAGAUAUAGACACCUAUACACAGAAUAAGACAAAAGACCCAACUUUAAAAACAAGCGGGAAGGGUUUUGAGCAGACGUUUCCGGGAGUGAGUUUAUUGUGCCUUUGGUCAUGCUGUAGGUGACAGCCCGUGUGUUGGGAAAUCUCUAACAAGAGUCAUGAAGAAGAGAAAGUCAUCCAGCCCCGUGACGGAGGAAUGUGGUGUCUGGCUGGACACGGCGGAGAUGAAGAAGAAAAAACAGCCAAAUCUGACUCGCCCCAUUUACAAGGCACUGAACCCCUUUGCAGGAGGUGGCUACAACAUAAACCUGUCUCUCAGCUUUACACAGACCAAACAUCCAUUGCCUGUCACAAAACAGACCACCAUCUCGUCCUUCUUUGCUCCACGGCGCACAGAUGAUAAAAACAGUAUGGCCUCUGACGCAGGUCCUGAUCGUCCAGGCUUUCCUUCAGCACUAUGGUCCGAAUCUAAAGCAAGAGAAGAGAAAUGGAAACUUUGCCUCGAUGAGCCCCAGGAAUAUCAUCACUGCUCUGCUUUUGCUGAUUCAGUGGGGCUGAAAGAGGAUCCCAACAGCUCUGUUCCUCAGGUCACUGAAUUUGACACGUCAAGGCAUGAAGACGAUAAACAUGGCCAUUACGAGUACAGUCGGAGAAAUGAGAAUAAUUGCAGUCUCGCUCGCGAUUGUGCUCCAGAUAUGACAAGCCUUGCAUUCCUUUCAGAUGGGGAGAGUCAAUCUGAUAGUUUGGAGCCUCUCCAAGACCCCUUGGAUAAGGGCAGUCUAGGUUCAGUGGAUUGCACCAUGUCAGAAGUGUCACGUGCUUCUGAGCAUCACAAAUCUGUCAAUCCAGGUAAGUAUGACUUCCAGGCAGAGUGUGCUGAACGUUCAGAAAUUUGGAGUGGGGCCAUAGAGGAGGCCCUGACUUGGCAGCAUGCGUUCACACAGGAUUCUCAGGGGAAUCGAGUUAUUGCGCGUUGUGAGGCGCCUCAGCCACCCACCAAGAAGCGUCCCCAAGGAAGUGAUGAAAGCCACGACUGGUUGAAUGGAGAGGCAGCGAGUCUCAACUCGGAGACGUUUUGUAGGAAACUAUUGACUCGGGAGGGUUGCACGUCUACACAGAAGAGACCUGACAGUUACUCCGUAGCUCCAAAAAUGUCUCAACCUGAGUUCCAGGUGAGCUGGGAGGAGUCUUUGGCUUUGGACAAGGAGAACAUUUGCUCAUCUUCUUGUUUUGGAUCUCCAAAACGGCAGAACACCACUCGGGGAAGGUCACCUCUUAAGGACAGAUUGUUCAGUUCUGCUGGUAUGAAUGGGGACCUGGAGAAAGAGUUAGUGUCAUCUCCAAAAAGGGCCCGCAUGGCCAAGAGUCAGUUCAGUACUCAGGCAAUGCUGUUUACUCAGGAUUCCCAGGGAAACAGAGUUAUAGCUCAUCGCGGGUGCCCGCGUAGGAUGGGGAGAAGUCCCCUGAAAGACCGAACCAGCUGGACCCAGAGAGGGUGGGAGAGUCCGGCGAAGAUCUCUCGUCCGUGGCUGAGAGAGGACAGCCGGAGCAGCCUGGAUUCGGACUCUGAGGCAGAACUCUUAUUCACGCAGGACUCCGAGGGAAACAUGGUCAUUAAGCACUGAACUUAAAUCUUUUCAAAGGUACAAAUCGCAAGUCUACCUGUAUGUGACAGUCAUUUGAUCUCUUCUGCCGCUUAGGCACCUGUGGUUUUUCGAAUGUUUGCUCAAAGGAUUUUUGGAGGUGCAGUAAUUUUGGGCAAAUUCUUUAUGCAUUACAUGCUAAAUUCUUAUUAAUACAAUUUUUGAACUGAAAAUUCCUAAUUUACGUUUUACACAGAAUAAAAAUGUGGUGGUGAAAUCUGGACAUGUUGUAAUUUUUAUUCUUUAUUCAAAUAACCAGUUAUUCAUUUACUCUUAUGUUUAAUGUUUUGAGGUUUUGGAAUUUACUGGUACGCACUUGCUUUAAAAUGGGAGAUUGAAUCUCGGGACCAGUGCCCAUAUUUUAAAGUUUUGUAAAUCUGGGAUUUAUUCAUUGCUUUCAUCACUGAUACAUCCUGGUCCCAGCCUUUUUUCUAAUGUAAAAUUACUGUUAAAUUCUGACUCCAGCAUCAAGUGAGAAUUAACCGAGUUCAGCUGGUGGUGUAAGUACCUUGAUUGUAAAUUGGAUUAACUGGGAUGCUUACAACAGAUUAUUGUCAUUGACUAAGUUAUCUGUGUUUUCUCACUUUUGUCAGUUGUCAGAACAGCAUUUGCAGCAAUGUUAAUUGAAGUCAUUUUCAGAUGUAUUUUUUUCAAAACAUUUAAGUUUGUUUUCAAAACAUUUAGGUUUGAAAAAUAUUACGAAAGUGUGUCGAUUUUCUGAGAAGGAUGAUGCAGAUUUUAUACUGCUCUUUGGAAUUUUAUUUCAUUCAGUUCAUUUCAUAAAAUGUUUUAGUAACAGUCAGUACUGAAUGUUAUUGUCCUGCAGUUUUAAUGAAUUACAUGCUUGAAAUGGUGGUAAUUGUAAAAAAAAAAAAGUGACUUUUUUUUUACUUUAGUUUCACUAAAGCGUCAUGCAUUUUGCAAUACAUUUCUGUGCUCUUCACAGUAAAGAGCUGCUUUUCAGUCAUUAAUUCUGUCAAAUGUUACCUUCCUGUAGCACAGAGAAUAUAUAACCUAUUCUGUGAAGGGUUUCAGUGUUUGGAACUCGAAAAUGGCUGGGUAUUGUUUUAGCUAAUUUGGGGCUGUAAUACUGUGCAUUUACUGUAGUUUUUAUACUUGGUUUACUCUUACAUCUUCCUGCAACAGAACAAGGUGACUUGACUGUCUUUCAAAAAACAUUUUUUUGCAGAACUUACUAUGUACAGUAGCUAAUGAGAAUUGAUUUAUUCCACUGCUGUGCCGUAUACAGCCCAGAAAAUGGUACACAGUUGCAGUGCAAGUGUCUGCAUUUCUUCACCUUUCUAAGCAAAGGUAAAAAAAAAUGGUCCUUCCUUAAAUUACGGGUGCUAUUACACUAUUAAUUUCUGUGUGUUGUAAACAGAGGCUUAUUAGGAAAUAUCCCCACAUGGCCUACGGAUGUCACUAUUGCUCCAUAUUUUCUUACAGCUAAACCUUUUAAUGGCCAAUGCAUUCAGCAUGGUGCCAAAUAUUAGCAUUGCUACUGCAAUAUCAAUUUCCAUAAACUCACCAUUUCUCUGUUGUGCUUGCACUUUUACUUAUAAAACUGUUUGGAAAUAUUUUUGUUUUCCGGUAGCUCUUGAAAAAGCUGAUCGCAUUGCUUUUGCUCCAUGUCGGAAGGGGCAGAUGGCUGUUUUUUCCCGACUUGUGCAGGUAUACAGCAAAACACGCAGUGAACUUGUAUCGGGCCUCUGGAUAUCUGGUUUUAUUAGGUCCUUGGCCUCUAAGGUAGUGUAUUUGUAAUAAGGGAGGUAGAGACUUUUUAAUUAGACUGCUACAGAAUGAAAAGACACCAUGCCUGCUAUGUUGACAGUAAUGCCAUUCAAUGCUUCAUUUAUGCUAAACCUGUGAUUAAAGGCCUGGCCCUGAA
Lepisosteus oculatus (spotted gar) is the source of this 3586-nucleotide messenger RNA. RefSeq names its product aurora kinase A- and ninein-interacting protein. NCBI's taxonomy places the organism in Eukaryota, Metazoa, Chordata, Actinopteri, Semionotiformes, Lepisosteidae. Gene Ontology annotation, cellular component: spindle pole; centrosome. Gene Ontology annotation, biological process: spindle organization. The record is from RefSeq and is a predicted model, not a curated record.